ACCACCAAAUGCUUCUUUGAAGGCCUCUUUAAAACCGACUUCAAUUCCCUUUAUUGUUUGAGUUUUCAAGGAUAAUAAGAGGAUUAUUGUACAAUUUAUUAGAAAUAUUUAUUUGCCGUAAUUUUCCAGGAAAAAAUUGAGGAAUUCUGUCGGUUUGUAACGUAACAUUUGUACUAUUCUAUGGUAUUCGCAGAAUAAGACAUUAACUUAAUAAAAAGAAGAAAUUUCGUUUAUGCUGAUAUAUAUUAAUUGCUAUGAGUGAUAAUGUCUUUAUGGAACCAGAUCCAUGGGCUUCAAAUAGCACUUGGGGAUCUCCCAUCAAACCCCUGACUUUUGAAACCGCUUUAGGAAACUCGUCAAUUCCAUCUCAGUAUAAAGAAUGCUGGGAAGAAAUUCAAAACCUUGAUCAAUUUCUUUACCCAAACCCGUCUCUAUACUCCAAAAUAUUUGGAAUACCUGACCAAGUUAUUUCAGAAUUUUUCGACUUGAUCCAGUGCACGAGCGAACCCUUGCAACAACGACAGUUUUUUGCCCUUUUAGCACUUGCCGCCUUUUAUCAACUCGGAGUUCCCACUACUUUGGAGCAACUUCAAAAGCAAAGAAAUGUUUUACCUAUCCUUCAAAGGUGUAACCUAGACCCGUCUCUUCUUCAUAAUGAAACUGAAGCACCCCUCUUCUCUCAUCCUUCCACGAUUAGCUCUCGUAGAACAUCUUCAAACCCAUUUCUUGUCUCCUCUAUUCCGCAAUUACAAAAUAUUUCCCCUUUCCCUAAUUUUCCUUCUACUCCUUCUCCUACAGAAAGAAAGGGGUUUUUAUACAAUUAUGAUAAUCCAUACAGGCCUUCCUCUUCUUUUUCUUCAGAAUCAGCCCCUGUUGUUCCCGAUACGUCUCCUUCUCCAAGGGAGGGAGCUGCCGAAAAUACAUCUUAUCCUCCGAGAAAGACUACACAUGAUAACUUUGGUAAAACCAAUUCUCCUAUUUAUUUGUCUCAACCUUUCACAGAGCCUUCGUUAGAUUCUUUGCCUCAGUCUUUAAUAGAUUCAUCAAAGAACAACCAACGUAACUUUAGUCGGCGAUAUACACAUACGGAUCCUUUCUUUAACAAAAACGAGCUAAACGUUGAUAUUGAUCUUGAACCUAGUGGCUCUCUCUUUUACCGCCAUAACAAUUACAUAAUUUCAGAUUCACGCAAUACUCGAGAGGUGUUAAGGCGAUAUAGUGACUUUUAUUGGCUUCACUCGUACCUUGUGGAAAAAUACCCUUGGAGAAGAGUUCCUUUACUACCUUCAAAAAAGUUCCAUUUUGCCAAACGAACAGCAUCCAGCAGAAACACAUUUUUAGAACAUAGAAGACAGGGGCUAUAUGAUUUUGUAAAUGACGUUGCUUAUCAUCCAAUCUUUUCGGAAGACGAAAUUGUUCAAGUAUUUUUCAAAGAGCCUAAUGUGUUCAAAAACUGGAGAAAAGAAAAUUCUACCCUCAUAAAAGGAAGCAUCGCUUCCAUUCUUCAAGAGCCAAUGGACUCUGUACCUGAUGUAUCGGAAUCAUGUAAAGAGCGGCUUUUAAAAGCUGGUACUGCUUGUACAAUAGCAAUUAAUAAUCAGGUCAAUAUUAUUAAAAUUUUUGAAAAAGCUAUUUGUACAGUGGAUCACCUUCAUGACGAUAUCAAUCGUUUACAAAACUCCUUUAACUGCUUACUUGACAGUGGUAUCUAUCAUCGAGUUUUCAAUUCUACUUUUGCCCAAAGAGAAAGCAAUACCAUGUCUUUGGUCAGUAGGCAUGCCUACAAUAUUGAUACAUUACUGCAUCAACGAAGUUUUACAUUGAAGAAUUCAUUUAUAAUUAAUCUUACUCGGGAAACCAAGAUGCUUAUAUCAUUAAGGCAAUUGAUUGAGAGAAUGACCAUCCCAUUUGGUUCUGAUUUAACCAAAGUUAAACAUUUAAUAUCUAAUGAUGAGAAUUUAUUAAGAGAAGCUACGAUAAACGAUUCGACUAAUGGAAGAAGCUCUGCUAUUCUUGACAGGAGCCCCGAAAACCGAAUUGAAAACAGUUUGCAUAAGAAAAAACAAUUUUAUGCCGAUACCCUUCGGCAAAGGUUCCGAAUUGAUCAAUCCCUACAAGAAGAAAUUCAGUAUCUACAGAACUACAUAACAAUACUCGGGAACCCUUACAUUGACUAUUGCAAACAGCACAUCAAGUAUGAAGAGGAAGGUUUGAACAUAUGGCAAUCUCUAAAGCGUGACUUCGAAAUUUUAUACGAAUAAUCUAAUGUAUUGAAAAGUUAAUAGCUAUAAAAGAAUAUACAAACAAAAAAAGAAACCUGUAUGUAAGUAAUAAAACG
Molecule: messenger RNA, 2338 nt
Organism: Schizosaccharomyces cryophilus OY26
Lineage: Eukaryota; Fungi; Ascomycota; Schizosaccharomycetes; Schizosaccharomycetales; Schizosaccharomycetaceae
Product: sorting nexin Mvp1
Exons: 10
Coding region: 255-2261 (668 amino acids)
Biological process (GO): protein targeting to vacuole; retrograde transport, endosome to Golgi
Cellular component (GO): endosome
Molecular function (GO): phosphatidylinositol-3-phosphate binding
Source: RefSeq, a predicted model, not a curated record